This is a messenger RNA of Bactrocera dorsalis (oriental fruit fly), 2584 nucleotides long. It is a transcript of the gene E(spl)m2-BFM, whose product is annotated as enhancer of split M2 protein. The record is from RefSeq and is a predicted model, not a curated record. Gene Ontology annotation, biological process: Notch signaling pathway; sensory organ development. Bases 673 to 1476 code for a protein of 267 amino acids. NCBI's taxonomy places the organism in Eukaryota, Metazoa, Arthropoda, Insecta, Diptera, Tephritidae. The transcript has a single exon.
UACCUGCGCUGCAUACACAGUUGGCUGAGUUGGUGCUUAUGACUCUGCUUAUACACGGCUUUGCUGUGUCAUCACAAUGUCGACAGUGCGUUGACUUGUGUUGCCCUUUUGGGUCAGACACACCAGCAACACAAGUGGUAGUGGUAGAGAGCGAAGAGAAAGAGCGGUGACGGCAACAUGGGAAAUAUACAAGGUAUGAUUCCUGUUGGAAUUUCUCUGUACGGCAGCCAGUCAGCCAGAAUUGGGAAGUGCAGUUGAGCGGCGCUCAGCUGAGUGCAGAAUUACUGGAGACGCGCCGCCGUUCGAGUCCGAGUUUGUUGUCGUCGUCUCGUAUUUCUGCUUUCCUUCAGCUGCGUUGGUUCACACGAUCGAUCGAUGAAUGGUUGGCUAGUUUGUUGGUAGGUUUGCCUGUUUGGACGGCCUGGUCGACUGCGGAUGGUUGGUCGAUGUAUAAAAACGUACGGAUGCAAGCGCAACAGCAUCAGUUCAUCAACAACUUUCACAGCGAGAACACGCGCAGCGACCAAAACGAAAUUCAUAUUAUCAGUUUUUGAAAUGAACGUAUAUGUUAACAAUUCUUGAGCGAUAUUUUGAUAAGACGACUUUUGAAAACAGUUUACUGUGCGGAAAUAAAUAUUUAAGAAACAAAAAUAAUUGGAAGACACCAAAAAAAUGUAUACGGAUACAAAAAACCUGGCACAUCAAUUGGCCGACAUGAGCCUCACCUCGGCGAAUACAACUUUAACACCCGCCACCCCAGCAGAGAAAUCCAAGCGCAAGCUUUGCAAAAUGUGGCGCCCACUACUGCGGCUAAUGGCACGCAAGCGCAACAGCAGCCACAGCACAGCCAACAGCAGUUCGCAUGCCACCAGCCUACACCCGAACAACGUACACCUCAACAACACAAUCCCAACAAAAGCGCACGCUAACAGUGGCAGCGAAGAGUGGCCCACAGCGCAUAUUGAGGACUACGCCAGCCUCAUGCGCAAAAUGAGCUUAAAGGAGCAGUGCAAUCAUGGCGUAGGCGAGUUGGGCAGCACACGCGCUGUGCCCGAAUGGGAGCGCCCCUGUCAGGCAAGUGCUAAAUUUGCAACGACAGUGAUCAGCAGUGCAAGUAUUGAGAAGACGCCGGCCAGCACGUGCGCGCACUGUGUCUAUGGGCGUAAUUGUCAGCACGAGCAGUUUCAUCAUCACAUCUGUGAUGCGGCCACACAAGCCACAAACACAACCGCAACAACAUCCACGUCAACAACAGCAGCAACCAGCACAGCAGGCGCGCCUCAUUGGCCCACAAUGCCAGAGGGCACAGCGGUGCUGUCGCAGCACGCGCCCACCGAACUGCCCAUACAGUAUAUGCACACCGAUGAGGGCACCUUUUUCUGGACGAAUGCUCAGGAGAAAAUCGACGAUGACCUACUCACAGCGUGGUUGUGUCAGAGUUGGCGUCAGCUGCCUUUGCAGGCGGCGCUGCUGUGAAUGUGCUUUCGCAGAGAGCUUUCACAACACUCUGUGUGUGAGUGUUGGAAGACAGGGGCUUUCAUUACUUUCAUCAGGGAUCUCAUUGUUAUUUUAGUUUAAUUUAUACAAUUAUACACAUACCUAUAUUUUAGUGUAAUCAAGUACUUAGUAUGUAAUGCUAAUAGAAAUCUACAAGAAUAAGUACGAGAAGUACACUUCAUAGCCCCAUUUGCUUGCAAUAUAAAUAUUUGUGAUAUGAUUAACUUAAUUUAUACAUUUAUAUGUUAAAAAUCGUAAAAAAGUAAAAUACAAAAUAUAUACAUUGAAAUAUGUACAACAAUAAAAAAACAGUGGAAAAAAGUUUAAUCGACCCUUUAAAUGCUUAGAGUUAAGUUGAGACAUUGAUGAGCCGUAAUCAAUUUGACAGCUUAACCUACCGGGGAAAAUGAAUCUUUCACAAGAAAGGGAAGAAGAAGAUAAGAGUGUAAGCACAAACUAAAGGUUGAACAAAUUUUCCAACCGAUAAAAAUUAAGCUUUCACAAUAAAGAGAAGAAGAAGAAGUUAGAGCCACAACCUAAUGUGGAGCUUCUGUUUCAACCACAAGAGAUUAUUGUUGGCGGUCAUUCCAAACUUACUCUCAAAAUUCCAUAAAAAAUAGUUACAAUAAAUAAGGAAGACCUAAUUUCAGGUAUAUCCGAACAUUUCAUACUUCAGGUAUAUAAGGCUUGUUAGUUAUAAGGGGUCUAGAGCCAGGUUUCAAAACUGAAAUCGGUAGGUUGGGUCUAGAUAUAUGUGAUUUCACGUAAAAGUUAGCGGUGCCACUCCCAUCGUCUAAUUGUGACCCGCCUCCUUUAUAACCUUCUCAUACCAUACACUUUUCUAAAGAACUUUUUGAGAUGGCCUCCAGCUCCUACAGUGAAAUUAUGUUUUAUCUCUUCGAUCGACUGUAAACGGGUUCCGCCGAGUGACAAUUUCAGUUUGGGGAACAAGAGAAAUCACACAGGACCUAAUCUAGUCAAUACGGUGGUUGAUCGAUCAACAAAGAAGCUCCAUUAAAUUUUGUGUGCGUAAACAAAUUUCUCUUGCCGAAACGUUCGGAAUGUUAGAAAAGGCCUUCGGUUAUCA